UCCUGCUGUCGGUGAACAAAGGCGUGUCCCUCAACUUGUAUAUAACCGCCCGGCGCGUGCGCCACCGGACUCUUCGCGAUGGCCGAGAACUGCACUGAACUGGUGUUCGACAAGCCGAAGAUUGAGCUGCAUGUGCAUCUGGAUGGAGCCAUCAGGGUGCAGACUAUUCUUGACGUCGCUAAGACACGUGGCAUCAGUCUACCAGCAACAACUGUAAAGGAGAUGACUCAGGCUAUUAUUCUUCAUAAGCCAGCCACCCUCACAGAAUUUAUUGGAACAUUUGCCAAGUACCUGCACGUGAUUGCCGGCAACAGGGAGGCCAUAAAAAGGAUGGCCUACGAGUUUGUGGAGGACAAAGCAAAGGAGGGAGUGAUUUAUGUUGAGGUCAGAUACAGCCCACAUUUACUGGCUAACACAAAGGUGGAUCCCAUCCCAUGGAACCAGAAACGGGGUGACCUGAGCCCGGAUGAGGUGGUGCAUUUGGUCAAUGAGGGCCUGAGAGAGGGGGAAAGGGGCUUCAAUAUUAAAGCCAGGUCCAUUCUAUGCUGCAUGCGCCACAUGCCAAGCUGGUCCAUGGAGGUAGUAGAGCUGUGUAAGAAAUAUCGUCAUGAGGGGGUGGUGGCCAUUGACCUGGCAGGAGAUGAGUUGCUGAAUUGUGAAACCUGCCCGGGACACAUGAAAGCUUAUGAGGAAGCAGUGCGCUCUGGGAUCCAUAGAACAGUUCAUGCAGGAGAGGUGGGCCCUCCGUCUGUGGUGAAGGAGGCUGUGGAAGUGCUGAAAGCUGAACGGGUUGGACAUGGUUACAGAACGCUGGAAGAUGAACAUCUGUACAAGCAGCUGUUGGCUCUAAAUAUGCACUUUGAGGUGUGUCCUAUUUCCAGUAAGCUCACAAGUGCCUGUGACUCAGAUUUUACAAAGCAUCCCAUCAUCACGUUCAGGAAGGACAAGGCUAACUACUCUCUGAAUACAGAUGACCCUUUAAUUUUCAACUCCACGCUCAACCUUGACUACAGCAUUGCACAGAAAUAUAUGGGUUUCACCGAGGAGGAAUUCAUAAGAGUGAACAUCAAUUCUGCACAGGCAUGCUUCUUGCCCGAGGGAGAGAAGAAGGAGCUUCUCUACAGACUGUAUGAAGCCUAUGGGAUGAUCCAGAGCACAGCCUUUUAAACCACGAGAAGACAGUCCGAGCUAAUCCAGGAAUAAAUAUAUAGAAUCCAGCAAAGUAAUUAUAUGCGUUAAAGGCUUGGGUGUAGGUUUAUAGCUACCUACGCCAAACAUGGUUGACUGGGAAUAUGCAUUUUACAAAAGGCGAGAAAAGUUGCUCUGUGGUAUCCAGGUUGAACGUCAUCAUGCAUAAGAUGAUGCUCUCCUGGCACCGCUACAAUCUUCCAUUCUAGCACAUGGAUAUCAAUCACACUGGAAGAAGGUCCUUAUCGCCGGGACCCAUCUUUUUAAAAAAAUGCACUAAGCACUAUUGAUCAUUCCCACCCAAUGCUAUUGUGGAUUUCACACCUAGUGCCCAUGUGGUCUAAAUACUGAACAGAAAGAUGCUUGUAUGAUGGCCUGUGGGUGUGUCGGCCUAAAAAUGACGUGUGGUGAGGUGGAGUGCAUGUGGAUCUUUAUCAUCUGGCAACAGAACACUGUUGCACCACAGAACAGCUAAAACCUGAUCUAAAGUUGAGUGCAGUGUAUUUUUGGUAUUUACAGAGCACAUCACUCAGGCACACCUUACAUAAGCAGGUUUACGACAUGUAGACCCUGCUUCGAUAUACAAUCGGUAACCACCACAUGAUACACACACUUGUAGAAAAUUACAGAGCUCUGCCUUACUGCUUCACCUCAGGGAGCUUGAGUGGCAGCCAUCUGCUAACGCACACAGAAGUUGAUGCUAAUUAAGAAGAAAAAAAAACCCUCACUGUCCACUUUUGCUAGAGCGCUGUGCGCCUGGUGCACUGUUAUUUACUUCAUGUUAUGCCCCAAACACACCCGAGACUAAUGAAGAGAACAAAUCCUACCCCUAAACUGCACAAAUCUUUUUGACACAUGCCAAAUGGAUUUGCUGUAUGCAUUUCAGACCAUAAAUUCACAAUAUCAGCACACUCUGUCUUUAAAGGAAAUGGGGUUUGCCUGUAUUGCUGUUACACUUUGCUGGGAGCUGAGUGCAUUCUGCUGCUAUUGGUACCAGAUACGAUCCUGCACAGUUUUGACUAGAGCUCAGUGGAGUUCAGUGACCCAAUUGCCUUUUGUGAGGACAAGUUCACUGAUCUUAACUCCAGAGAUGACACUGCCUUUUGUGGACACUGUGGAUGACCAGCAGCAUUCAAGAAGCUGGGUGAGGACUCAAGAGUGUCUAGACUUGUGAAUGUCCAGUCUCCAGGCUUUUAGUAACUUCUUGGAACUGUUCUAAAAGCAGUGUGUGUGUGAUGAAUGUUAAAUCUACUGUGAAAUUCACUUUUCCCAGCAGUCACAUCUCUGCUUCUGUAAAUUCAGCUCAAAUGGCACAAGGUCUUUAGACAGGAGUGUAUGAUACUGAGAUGGUACACCAUCUAUGCAGAAGAAUGAAGGUCUAAGCUUUCAGACUUUUGGUGCUAGUUUCAGCAUGAUUUUGAUGUCUUCAGAGAAUCCCUGGGUACCACUGGAAUGACUGUGUCAAAUGAGCGCCGUGUCGUGUUUUCUUGAGCACGAUUCAGCAGGUAGUCGCCUUCUUGCUGAAGACUCCGGUGAUUUGACCAGGCUGAGAGAAAGUUCUUCUGAUCAGUCAUCUUUUAGUUUAAGGGAGACCAGAGGUCAUUCAGUCCCAUCCCUUCAAAAAUGUGGCAUUUACUGUCAUCUUAUAAAAGUAACAACACUUCAGGUGAAAAAGGUGAAUAUCAAACACUGUUUAUCUUUCAUUUGAACACCAGGUGGCACACUGCCAUCACUGAAGUGGAAAAAGCACUGCUCAUGUACAGUGUGUGCUUUUACGAUUCAUUAAAAACUUUUUAAAUACGUAUUUAGCUAUUGCUUGGCUUCACUAUAAAGCACUUCCAUUGUUCUUACUGCCUCAUUUAUGACCCCAAGAAGUAUGUUUGCUCAUUUAAAGCAAAAAAGUGAAGUGGGGGCUUGUUGCAAGUCAACCUGUGUUAAAUAUCAUUUAUCACCAAUUACAGAAAUUGAAUUAACAGAAAAAAAUAAAUAUUUUUGCAAGACUG
Molecule: messenger RNA, 3191 nt
Organism: Thalassophryne amazonica
Lineage: Eukaryota; Metazoa; Chordata; Actinopteri; Batrachoidiformes; Batrachoididae
Gene: ada
Product: adenosine deaminase
Exons: 11
Coding region: 79-1167 (362 amino acids)
Biological process (GO): purine ribonucleoside monophosphate biosynthetic process; inosine biosynthetic process; adenosine catabolic process
Cellular component (GO): cytosol; external side of plasma membrane
Molecular function (GO): adenosine deaminase activity
Source: RefSeq, a predicted model, not a curated record